Molecule: messenger RNA, 723 nt
Organism: Peniophora sp. CBMAI 1063
Lineage: Eukaryota; Fungi; Basidiomycota; Agaricomycetes; Russulales; Peniophoraceae
Source: the annotation of a GenBank genome assembly
AUGUUCUCGGUUUCGGUACGGCUUGCGCAUUCACGAUCUGCGGCGUUGCGGGCCGCACGGCACACAACGAUGCUGCCUACACGGAGUGCGCGCUCAUACGCUACUCGACCCAUCGUCCUUCCGACGACUUGCCCCUCUUGCGGAACACCAUUACCCACGCGUCUGCCUGCAUGCCCCAAAUGCCGAUACAUACAGCGCAUACCGGAUGACUAUGAUUAUUACGACCUUCUUCGCACCGAGAAGUCUGCGAACCCCUUUCAGUUAGACAGAGGCAAGUUGAGACGCAACUUCUUAGAACUACAGCGUUACAUCCACCCUGAUGUCUGGUCACCAUACGGCGAUGACAAAGUCGACGUGGCGCGCGACUUAUCCGGCGUAGUCAACAAGGCAUACAACACAUUACUCGUACCACUCUCGCGUGCCCAGUAUAUUCUGCGUGACCACGGCCUUGAUGUCUCUGAGACGGAUCAAGUCGAAGACCCACAGCUGCUCAUGGAAAUACUUGAAUCAAGAGAAGCAUUGGAAGAGGCGCAGGCUCAAACCGACGUCGACGCAAUUCGCGUGGAGAAUGCAGAGCGCAUAAGCGCAGUGGUGAACGAGAUUGACGAGCAUAUCGGUGCUCGGGAUUGGAAUGCGGCCCACAGAGCGGCGGUGAAAUUAAAGUAUCUGGAAGGCAUCGAGCAGGCAGCCAAGUCAUGGCCAUCAGCGCCCUUCGACCACUGA